Cuscuta europaea is the source of this 1548-nucleotide messenger RNA. The record is from the annotation of a GenBank genome assembly. Lineage: Eukaryota; Viridiplantae; Streptophyta; Magnoliopsida; Solanales; Convolvulaceae.
GCAUAGUUCCUCUAUAUAUAUUGUAAUGGAUGUACCCGACAAUAUGGGGGCAGCUCUUUCUCUCUAAAACCAGCUUUCCAAAUUAAAAACCCAAUAAUAAAUCAUCAACUCAAUCUUAACAAGAAAAUAAAAAAUGUCAAGAUUUAGUUCGUCAUUGGCUUGUAUAAUUUGCUUCCUCUUUCUUGGUUUCAUUGGUGAGCUUGCAGGAGUUGAGGCAUGGAGUAAGGAGGGGCAUAUGAUGACAUGUCGCCUUGCACAGGGUCUUCUGAAUAAUGAGGCAGCUCAUACAGUGAGGAUGUUAUUGCCGGAAUACGUUGACGGCGACUUGUCGGAGCUGUGUGUAUGGCCGGACCAAGUGAGGCACUGGUACAAAUACCGGUGGACUAGCCCACUUCAUUUCAUCGAUACUCCCGAUCAAGCUUGCAACUUUAAUUAUCAAAGAGACUGCCAUGACCAACAUGGAAUGAUGGAUAUGUGUGUUGCCGGGGCAAUCCAAAACUUCACAAAUCAGCUUUCUCACUACAGAGAAGGAACAUCCGAUCGUCGAUAUAAUAUGACGGAGGCUUUGCUAUUUUUGGCACACUUUAUGGGAGAUAUCCAUCAGCCGCUACAUGUUGGGUUUACAACAGAUGAAGGAGGAAACACAAUAGAUUUGCGUUGGUUUAGGCAUAAAUCAAACUUGCACCACGUGUGGGACAGAGAAAUUAUACUCACCGCAGCAAAGGACUAUUACAACAAUGAUGUAAACCUUUUCCGAGAAGAUAUAGAAAAAAACUUCACCCACGGCAUAUGGACGGAUGAGAUUGAGUCGUGGAAGGAAUGCGAUGAUCAGGUCUCUUGCGUGAAUAAGUAUGCUGCAGAAAGUAUAAACAUGGCUUGCAAAUGGGGUUAUAAAAACGUUGAGGCUGGUGAAACUUUGUCGGAUGAUUACUUCAACUCAAGGCUUCCAAUCGUGACCAGACGUAUAGCUCAGGGCGCAGUCCGAUUGGCUGCUACUCUGAACCGGAUUUUUGGAGACUCUAACUAAUUAAUGAAUAAUAAUAAUAAUAAUACGAUAAUAAUAUAAUGUUGUUAAUAAGAUCUAUUCUUAAAUUAUAUACUCCCUCCGUCUCAAAAAGAAGACCGAAUUUGACUUUUCUUAAUCAAUGAUAUCAAAGUUUAGACAAUGAUUUUAAGUACUCCGUAUUAUAUUUCUGUGUAAAUUAUAAAUUUUUACACUUUUAUGAAAGUUUUUUAAUAAAAAAUAUGCUCAUAUAAUUUUUCAUAUUUUAAAUAAUUUUUUGUUAAAAAAUAUCAAUGGUCAAAUUUGACCUCCAUUGAUCAAGAAAAAUCAAUGUGGCCAAUCUCUCUGGGACGAGUAUAUAAUUAGUAGAUAGGUCGUCAUAGCUUCUUGCUUGUACGUAUGCUCCAUCGCAGCUCCUUGUAGUAUUAUUUAGUUAAUUAUCUAAACUUUCCAUUUUAAUUAGGGUUUCAUGUAACUUCACGUUCUCUCACUUCUCUGCAUGUUGAAUUUGAAAACAUCAUUUUUUCAGCUUAUCAAGCUUAUCA